UACUUGGUUGAAACCCUACUUAAGUAGCCUUAUAAAAAGGAGAUAAUUAGAAGAGACGCAGCAGCAGCUAAAACUUAUCAGAGAGCAGCCAUAAUUAUCCGAGGAGUUGCAUUCUUCAGCUUCCUAUAGAUUAACCUCAAAUUAUUUUUAGGGUUUGUUUUUUUUUUUUCUUGGUUUCAGCCGGCCAUGGAUUAUCCAGAUGAUGAUGACAUAAUCUAUAUCGAAUCAGACGAAGAAGAGAAUCUUCCCAGCGAUGACGAAGAGAAUCUUCCCAGCGAUGACGAAGAGAAUCUUCUCAGCGAUGAUGAAGAUAAAGACUACGCUGUAUUCGCCGAGGAAGAGAUAAAACGAGCAUCGAAAAGUUACGUAGUUCUCAAGGAAGAACACAUCCACAAGCGUCAAAGAGACGAUAUCGAACGAGUUUUUACCGUUCUCUCUAUCAGCCAAGCCGAAGCAAUCGCUCUGCUUCUUCACCAUCGUUGGAGUGUUAGUAAAGUCCAAGAUGAAUGGUUUAAAGACGAGGAUAGAAUCCGUGAAACCGUUGGUAUACUCAAGGAGCCUAUCGUUGAUGUUAAUGGUGGAAAUGUCGAAUGUGGGAUUUGCUUCGAAUCAUACCCUCCAGGAGAGAUCGAAAGGGUUUCUUGUGGUCAUCCUUAUUGCAAGACUUGCUGGACUGGUUACAUCACUACCAAAAUCGAAGACGGUUCUGGAUGUUUGAGAAUUGUAUGUCCUGAGCCUUCUUGUCCUGCUGCUGUUGGUCAAGAUUUGAUCGAUAAGGUCGCUGAGAAGGAAGACAAGGACAAGUAUAAUAGAUAUUUACUCAGGUCUUACGUCGAAGAAGGGAAGAAGAUUAAAUGGUGUCCAUCACCGGGAUGCGAAUACGCUGUUGAUUUUCAUGGAAGUAGUACUAGUAACGAUGUUUCUUGUCUGUGUUCCUUUAGGUUUUGCUAUAACUGCUGUGAAGACGCUCACACUCCCGUGGACUGUGACACGGUGGAGAAGUGGUUACUAAAGAACAGAGAUGAGUCCGAGAACACGAAUUGGAUACUUGCUAAGACAAAGCCUUGUCCUAAAUGCAAGCGUCUGAUCGAGAAGAACAAUGGAUGUAACCAUAUGUCAUGCACAGCUCCGUGUCAUUUACAUUUUUGUUGGGCUUGCCUUGAACCAUUGGCAGGUCACAAGGCUUGCAAUGGGUUUAAAGCAGAAACUCAGGAUGAAACUAAGAGAAAAAGGGCUAAAGAUGCCAUCGACAAAUACACACAUUAUUAUGAAAGAUGGGAAUUCAAUCAAUCGUCCAGGCUCCAGGCUGCAAGUGAUUUGGAGAAAUGGGAAUCCAUGGGGAUUAAGGAGCUCAGUAUAAUAUUAGGCACACCAGAGACUCAGCUCCAAUUCACCGUAGAGGCAUGGCUUCAAAUCAUCGAAUGUAGGAGGGUCUUGAAAUGGACCUAUGCAUAUGGAUACUACCUACUUAAUCAUGAACCCAACAAGCGAGGAUUUUUCGAGUAUUUGCAAGGGGAAGCGGAAACUGGUUUGGAGAGACUUCACCAAUGUGCAGAGGAAGAGUUGAAACAGUUUAUCUGUAAAAGCAAAGACCCGCGGCAAGAUAUUAUAAAGUUCCAGGUGAAACUGAUUAGUUUGAAUAGAGCAACCAAAACCUACUUCGAAAAUCUGGUGAAAGCUUUGGAGAAUGGUCUUGUUGAUGUCACACACAAUGAAACCCAACCCACAAAAGAAUAUGAAUCUCUUAGCAAAACUAUCAAGAGACGCAAGACCCUCGCCACCGCCAGAAAUGUUUAGCAACUUGGAAAUAUUUUUUAUGUGACUUGUGUGUUUGCUGAGAAAGAAAGACCGUAGGGGUUUUAUUUGUUUAGUAUUAAGGUAGUGAAACCUUGGUACUUAUUUUGGCUUUUGAAUCUUCUUGAUUGCUUGAUGUCUUGCAAUUUUGUUGAUUUCCAUAAAUUGUAAAGUCUCGUUCUGAAGAA
This is a messenger RNA of Capsella rubella, 1982 nucleotides long. RefSeq names its product probable E3 ubiquitin-protein ligase ARI11. Gene Ontology annotation, cellular component: ubiquitin ligase complex; cytoplasm. The transcript is spliced from 3 exons. NCBI's taxonomy places the organism in Eukaryota, Viridiplantae, Streptophyta, Magnoliopsida, Brassicales, Brassicaceae. Gene Ontology annotation, molecular function: ubiquitin protein ligase activity; ubiquitin conjugating enzyme binding; zinc ion binding. Gene Ontology annotation, biological process: protein polyubiquitination; positive regulation of proteasomal ubiquitin-dependent protein catabolic process; ubiquitin-dependent protein catabolic process. Bases 187 to 1797 code for a protein of 536 amino acids. The record is from RefSeq and is a predicted model, not a curated record.